This is a messenger RNA of Gastrolobium bilobum, 1132 nucleotides long. RefSeq names its product peroxisomal membrane protein 11C. The coding region runs from base 161 to 868 and encodes 235 amino acids. Gene Ontology annotation, biological process: regulation of peroxisome size; peroxisome fission. Gene Ontology annotation, cellular component: peroxisomal membrane. Lineage: Eukaryota; Viridiplantae; Streptophyta; Magnoliopsida; Fabales; Fabaceae. The record is from RefSeq and is a predicted model, not a curated record. The transcript has 8 exons.
UUUGUUUGUUUUGGGGAAGAGAGGACCAAACAAGCCCUUAUCACAACUCUAUCUAUCUCAGGCCCAAACCAAAGCUAAGCCUCUUCUGUCUUCUCACUCUCUCAUUCUAAUUAUCGACAACAUUUCUCUUCGGACACUUCUUUCGUGAAUAGCAUAGAAAAUGAGUACGUUGGAUGCAACUAGGGCGGAACUUGCUCUGCUUGUUUUAUAUUUGAACAAGGCCGAAGCAAGGGACAAAAUAUGCAGGGCAAUACAAUAUGGUUCCAAAUUUUUGAGUAAUGGGGAACCUGGUACUGCCCAGAAUGUAGACAAAUCAACCAGCUUGGCACGGAAAGUUUUCCGUCUAUUCAAGUUUGUCAAUGACCUGCAUGCUCUGAUAAGUCCAACACCACAGGGUACUCCCGUCCCCCUAGUUCUGUUGGGAAAGUGCAAGAAUGCAUUGCUAUCCACUUUCUUGUUUCUUGAUCAAUUUGUGUGGCUUGGUAGAACGGGCAUCUAUGAGAAUAAAGAGCGUACAGAAAUUAUUGGCCGGAUAUCUCUUUAUUGUUGGCUGGGUUCCUCGGCGUGUACAACCUUGGUUGAGCUUGGGGAGCUUGGAAGACUCUCUGCAUCUAUGAAGAAGUUAGAGAAAGAACUCAAGAACAGUAAUAAAUAUGAAGAUGAGAAAUACCGCGCCAAACUAAACAAGUCAAAUGAGAGGACUCUUGCACUCAUCAAAGCAGGCAUGGAUAUAGUGGUUGCAGUUGGACUGCUUCAAUUGGCUCCCAAGAAAGUCACUCCCCGAGUGACUGGGGCAUUUGGAUUUGUUUCAUCUUUAAUAUCUUGCUAUCAGUUGCUUCCUGCCCCAGCCAAGUCCAAAACAUCGUGAAUGUGGAAAAACAGACUGGCUCUCAUCAUGCUUCAAUGUUGUUAAAUAAUUAUAUGACUUUGUCAGGAAAUGUUGGUAGGUGUGAGCAUUGACCAACCUUCAUCAUAGUAACAAACAAGGGCCUGUUUGGAAUUGUCUUAAAUAACUGUUUUAUUCUCUCGAGUAUAUGUCUGUUUGGUCCUUCAAAGUCAUGUGACAUUAUAUUGCUCCAUUUAUAAAUGCAUGAAUUUGUCGUCUAAAGAUACAUGCCAUAUAAAAUUGGUC